AUCAAAUAGAGAAAAUGUCUCAUGAACACCAAGAAUGUUCUCCUGCCAAAAAGAUAAAAAGACAAGGUGAAAGUGAACUGAAAAUAUCUAACUGUUUCUCUAUAAGAAUCAGUGAUGGAUUCAUACGUACCGUUGGCAAUGUUAUUGCACCUUUGGUAGCUGCACAAGCAUCGUUACAGAUUAUAAGAGAGCUGAGAGAUGUUCAGUUCGAAGAAAUAUUUGCAAAAGUACUGAGGCAGUUUGAGGCAUUUACAAGACAAAUUCGCCCAGGGACCAUUAUCAUUGAUGCUGAAUUUUUACAAAAGUCCUCUGCAUUAAAUAUAGUUAAAAUUAUACAGAAGCUGAAGUCUGAAAUGAAAACAAUAAUGCCAGCUGGAAAUUGUGUAAUUGAAGAAAUAAAAGAAAAAUAUCAUCAUUAUCCAGAGCCUAAAGUUCAAGAAAUGGACCUUGCAUUUUAUACCUUGCACAUGUUGAAAAAGGAACUUGGCAGAAUGAAACAUUCAAGGAUAGCCGAGGUGAUGGAUUUUCAUAAUGCAGAGGAAAUGAUAUCACGGAUUAUAAAAGAAUCACACUCCUCUACAAAAGUGUGCCUUUUGUCACAAAAUGGAAAGGGAAAGAGUUUUAUUCUAAAUCUCUUACUGCUUAUGACUGCAGACACUGAUGAAGAAUAUCAGGAAUAUAUCAAAAACAAUGAAGGCAUCCUUCCAUUAACACAGGACCAUCUGAUGGGAAAUGCAGAAAUGAUACCAGAUGUUUUUGCAGAGGAACUUGAAAAGUAUGAAGAUGACAUUGACAGUGACCAGAAGAAAAAGAUAAUUACAAAAAUUAUACAAAACUGUGAUUAUACAUCAUCAAUUUCAAAUAAUAAGAUGUCAGAAAUGAUCAAAGCUGAAGAGAAGUCAUUUUCUGCUCUCAAACAAUAUUGUGGUGGUCUGAGUCUCAGACACUUUCAAUCCUAUUUACUUCCUGAAAAAGGAACAAAGAGAGCUUAUAUGGCAACUACAAAGACUGUUGUGCGUCUCCGUUAUGGGCGGAUUUAUCAAAUGAAAGUUGAAUAUAUGAGCAAAGAAGAUCUUCAAAACCAGCUUUAUGAACUUGUAGGAAUUGCAAGAAAUCGUGACGAAAACAAAAGAAGUGGCAAAAAGGAAAAUAAACAAGAAGAAAGGCAUCAUAUGGCUUUAAAAAAGAGGUUUGAGAUCCUUACAACACAUUCUCAGCAGCACAGCUUUGAUGAAGAGGAUCUAAUGAAAAUUAAAAACCCAUAUGGCAUAAUUCUGAAUGAAGAAGUAAAUAGUUUUGAAGGGACCUCAGCAUAUUUUGUGGGACUUGGAAAAAAUGCAACUGAAGAUCGCCUGUUCAUCAGGGAGAAACUGCGAGAGAUGAUUACGUUGACAAAUGUGUCUGCUGACCAGGAGAAACUUCAAGAAAUGAAAAUUGCAGCAGUGAAGGAAAUAGUGGUCUAUGCUCCAUGCAAACUUCUCUGUGGUGAAAAAGAACUAAUUGAAAUGCCUGGAACAGAUGACUCUGACCCUCUUGCUCUUCAUGACAUUGGCAACAUACUAAAUGAGGCAAAUGGUACCUUACUUUUGUCAGAAUCUUCCUUUAAUAUUGGAGAAGCUGAUGUAAAGACAAUUCUUCGAGACAGUAAAUUCCUUCACAACUUUGUAAAAUCUCCAGAAGAAUACAUGUUGAUGUUCUAUCUCUUAUCAGGAGAAGAAUAAAGAUUUGCACUUUACAAAGGAAGAACAAAUUAUGGAUAUGGAAUUUGUUAAAGAAGAGCAAAAAAAAAGAGAAGAAGAAAUUCGAGGACUUGAAAGGCUCCUUGAG
Messenger RNA from Erpetoichthys calabaricus (reedfish), 1827 nucleotides. RefSeq lists its product as uncharacterized. The record is from RefSeq and is a predicted model, not a curated record. The transcript has 13 exons. Bases 15 to 1721 code for a protein of 568 amino acids. NCBI's taxonomy places the organism in Eukaryota, Metazoa, Chordata, Cladistia, Polypteriformes, Polypteridae.